Molecule: messenger RNA, 190 nt
Organism: Cooperia oncophora
Lineage: Eukaryota; Metazoa; Nematoda; Chromadorea; Rhabditida; Trichostrongylidae
Source: the annotation of a GenBank genome assembly
AUGGUUGCUCUGGAUGAGGGUACGCUGACCGCGGCCGAGCCGACUCCAAAACCAGACGAGGGCACGCUGACAGCAGCCGAGCCGACUCCGAAACCAGACGAGGGCACCCUGACCGCAGCCGAGCCGACUCCCAAGCCUGACGAGGGCACUCUGACAGCAGCUGCGCCUACUCCAAGACCUGUAAGGCUUC